UUGAACACUCUCUUCCAAAGCAAGGAUGACUUUGGUCAGGCUCCGGAGGGGUUUCCGGCAGGUGUCUCCUCAGGUGGUGCUUUUCUUGCUGUUUGCCUUCUGCCUGCUCAGUGUUUUUGUCUCAGCCUAUUAUUUAUAUGGGUGGAAGAGGGGACUGGAGCCUUCUGGGGACAUCCCCAGCCCUGACUGUGAUGAACUGAAGGUUGCCCCGUCACGUAUCCUUCCAAUGAAGCCUGUCAAAGUGGUGGAUUCUUCUCGCACAGACCCUCUGGUUCUUGUGUUUGUGGAAAGCCUUUACUCUCAGCUGGGCCAGGAGAUUGUGGCCAUCUUGGAAUCCAGUCGUUUCAAAUAUCUGACUGAAAUUGCUCCAGGGAAAGGGGACAUGCCCACGUUGACGGACAAGGACCGGGGUCGCUUUGCACUGAUCAUCUAUGAGAACAUCCUGAAGUAUGUGAACUUGGAUGCCUGGAACCGCGAGCUCUUGGACAAGUACUGCGUAGAGUACGGCGUAGGAAUCAUUGGCUUUUUCAAGGCCAAUGAAAACAGCUUGCUGAGUGCUCAGCUGAAGGGCUUCCCACUUUUUCUCCACUCCAACCUUGCUCUGAAGGACUGCAGCAUCAAUCCCAAAUCACCACUUCUGUACAUUACACGGCCCAGUGAGGUAGAAAAGGGACUGCUUCCUGGAGAGGAUUGGACAGUCUUUCAGUCAAACCAUUCCACCUAUGAACCGGUCCUUCUGGCCAAAACCAAAUCUGCAGAAUCCAUCCCACAUAUGAGCAUUGAUGCAGCUCUCCAUACUACUGUGGUACAGGACUUGGGUCUCCAUGAUGGCAUCCAGAGGGUCCUUUUUGGCAACAACCUCAACUUUUGGCUGCACAAGCUGGUCUUUGUGGAUGCUGUUUCUUUCCUCACUGGCAAAAGACUUUCUCUGCCCCUUGAUCGCUACAUUUUGGUAGACAUUGAUGAUAUCUUUGUUGGCAAGGAAGGAACACGGAUGAAGGUGGACGAUGUCAAGGCUCUGUUCGAUACCCAGAAUGAACUACGGACCCAUAUCCCAAAUUUCACUUUCAAUCUGGGUUAUUCAGGAAAGUUCUUCCACACAGGUACUGAUGCGGAAGACGAGGGAGAUGACUUGCUACUAUCGUAUGUCAAGGAGUUUUGGUGGUUCCCUCACAUGUGGAGUCACAUGCAGCCUCACCUCUUCCAUAACCAGUCUGUGCUGGCUGACCAGAUGGCUAUGAACAAGAAAUUUGCUAUUGAACAUGGCAUCCCUACAGACAUGGGAUAUGCAGUGGCACCUCAUCAUUCAGGGGUGUAUCCAGUCCACGUGCAGUUGUAUGAGGCCUGGAAACAGGUGUGGGGGAUCAAAGUCACAAGUACAGAAGAGUAUCCUCACCUCAAACCAGCCCGCUACAGGCGAGGCUUCAUCCACAAUGGAAUCAUGAUUCUCCCACGACAAACAUGUGGCUUGUUCACACAUACCAUAUUCUAUAAUGAAUACCCUGGUGGCUCAAGUGAACUGGAUAAGAUCAUCAACGGAGGCGAGCUUUUUUUAACUGUGCUUCUUAACCCUAUCAGUAUCUUCAUGACUCAUCUCUCCAAUUAUGGGAAUGACCGCCUGGGUUUGUACACCUUUAGACACCUGGUCCACUUCCUCAACUCCUGGACUAACUUGAAGUUGCAGACACUGCCACCAGUGCAGCUGGCACAGAAGUAUUUCCAGAUAUUCUCAGAAGAGAAAGACCCUCUCUGGCAGGAUCCCUGUGAAGACAAACGCCACAAGGAUAUCUGGUCCAAGGAGAAGACCUGUGACCGCUUCCCCAAGUUGCUUAUCAUUGGUCCUCAGAAGACAGGUACCACUGCCCUUUAUCUGUUCUUGGGGAUGCACCCUGACCUAAGCAGCAAUUACCCUAGCUCAGAGACCUUUGAGGAGAUCCAGUUCUUCAAUGGACAUAAUUAUCACAAGGGGAUCGACUGGUAUAUGGAAUUUUUCCCCAUCCCUUCCAACACCACUUCUGACUUCUAUUUUGAGAAGAGUGCCAACUAUUUUGAUUCGGAAGUAGCACCCAGGCGGGCAGCAGCCUUGCUUUCCAAGGCUAAAAUAAUCACCAUCCUCAUUAACCCUGCAGAUCGGGCCUACUCUUGGUACCAGCACCAGCGAGCCCAUGAUGACCCGGUUGCCCUAAAGUACACCUUUCAUGAAGUGAUUACAGCAGGGCCUGAGGCUUCCUCUCAGAAGCUCCGGACGUUACAGAACCGUUGCCUUGUGCCAGGCUGGUAUGCUACACACAUAGAACGGUGGUUGAAUAAUUUCCAUGCCAACCAGAUUCUUGUUCUGGAUGGCAAGCUGCUACGCACAGAACCAGCCAAAGUGAUGGAAACAGUCCAGAAGUUCCUUGGAGUGACAAACAUCAUAGAUUACCACAAAACUCUAGCGUUUGAUCCUAAAAAAGGAUUCUGGUGCCAACUACUAGAGGGAGGGAAGACCAAGUGCUUGGGGAAAAGCAAAGGAAGGAAGUACCCAGAGAUGGAUUUAGAUUCAAGAGCAUUCUUGAGAGACUAUUACAGGGACCACAAUAUAGAGCUAUCCAAGCUACUGUAUAAAAUGGGCCAGACACUGCCAACAUGGCUGCGGGAGGAACUCCAGAACACUAGAUAGCCACUUCUUUUCUUCCUGUAUUGAGCAAUAGUAGAAUGAAUCCCAUGGGGAGGAUCUCAGACCUGUACACCGAGCUAAAAUGACGUGAUACGGUGUGGGAUGCACAACCAGGGAAGAAGCAUUUUGAGCAAUAUCUAUUCAAGGUUGUUGAGAAGGAAAUGGGGAGGAAAGCCCACCACAAUUAACACUGGAAGAAGUGUUAGAAGAAGAAGCUUGGAAGAAGUCACUCUUCAGAGACCUCCUGGAGCUCAUGACAAGCUACACCCCCC
Molecule: messenger RNA, 2928 nt
Organism: Pogona vitticeps (central bearded dragon)
Lineage: Eukaryota; Metazoa; Chordata; Lepidosauria; Squamata; Agamidae
Source: RefSeq, a predicted model, not a curated record